GUAAUAAUAAGGUUAAUUUGUGUACAAAUUGGCUGAUAUAUUUAAAUUUAGGGAGCAAAUUAACAUUUACCUUGAAUUUGGUCCCACAAAAUAACUUUCAUUAAUGUUGAAAAGGGGAUUAUUUGUGUUGAUUAGAUAGAGAGUUGAUUUUGUUUUUCGGAUUUUGAAUAUAUAAUGAGGUCAUAGAUAUAAAUGAUAAGUCUAUUCUUUGUUCUGUAGUAGUAAGAUUUACCUCAGAAUUGACUUUAUAUAUUUAAUGAACUUAUUGGCUUCUGUUCGGCUAGAUUGACUUUAAAAUGUAGUAUUAAAACCAUAUCUUGCACUGCCAUUUUCUCCCUUCAAACCCUUUUCCAUUCUUUCACUCAUCUUUAAAAGAAAAACACAAACACUUUACAUUUACCUAUCAAAUAUCAAUUCUUUGCCCAUCAAGAUGGAUACUGAAAACGUUAUUUUUUCUGUUCUCUUUCUUUUAUUCUCCUUGCAAAUCGUAGCAAGCCAAAAGCAAUGCCUUAACUCUGCCUGUGGACGCAAUGAACCAGUGAUUCGAUUCCCUUUCAGGAUUGAAAAUCGACAGUUUAAGUCAUGUGGAUAUUCCGGUUUCAAUUUAUCCUGUGAUAUCAACACAAACCACACUUUACUAAACCUACCUUACUCAGGAAUGUUUACAGUUCAAGCAAUAGACUAUGCUAGUCAAGAAUUAUGGAUUAAUGAUCCCAAUUACUGCUUGCCUGAACGGAUUCUUUCUCUUAAUCUCUCAAGUUCCCCAUUUGUUGGUCUUUUUUAUCAGAAUUUCACUUUCUUUAAUUGUUCAUCAGAUAAUUACACCAACUUUCAGCUAAACCCGAUUGCUUGUUUAAGUAGUUUGACUCAUACAGUAUUUGCAACAUCUUCCUUAAGCAUUGGUAAUCACUUAUCAGGAUUAUCAAGCUGCCAGCAGUUUGCAACAAAGGGCGUCCCCGUAGAGUGGCCGUUUUAUGGGCAAAUGUUGUCUUCGGACCUAAGCGGGGAUCUCAGACUGACUUGGGCUGUACCCAGGUGUGCGAAGUGUGAGGAACAUGGCGGACGGUGCGGGCCUAGGAGCAAUACUUCAGGCGUAAUUGUUUGUUCUAAUGCUAAACUUCGUGGAAUUCCGAAGAGUGCUCGUUACGUCAUAACAAUAGGGGCAGGAAUACCGGUGGUGUUAUGUGUGCUAGGUCUGGUUUGUUUUCUAUGUAGCAGAGCAAGGUACUAUACAAGGAGAAGGAAUCAUCUAUUCCCAGAACUAAAUUUCGCAGUUAACCCUCAGCCUGCAAUCCCUACAGGCCUGGACGGACAAACAUUAGAAUCGUAUCCGAAAAUAGUACUCGGAGAAAGCCGAAGAUUGCCUAAACCCGACGACGUUACAUGCUCAAUCUGCUUGUCUGAAUACAAACCUAGAGACACGCUAAAGACCAUUCCUGAAUGUCAGCAUUGCUUCCAUGCUGAUUGUAUUGAUGAAUGGCUUAAGCUGAAUGCUUCUUGUCCCAUUUGUCGAAAAUCACCGGACCGCUUCGUACCACCGGUUUAAUGUUUUUGACUUUUUUUUUAUCUCUUCAGAUAAAAAUUUGUAUAUAUAGCUUUUGUAAGGGUAAUAACUCCAAAUUGUAAUUGUUUAGUCUCUUGAAGAAGAGAAUCAAAAUUCAAAGAGAAUAACACUUUUUGGAUUUAAUGGUGUACAAUUAGGGCUGGGCCUGGCCUGGCCUAGGUCAAAUCAGAAAUAGUUUUAUUGUUUUGGUUGAGAAUCGGAAA
Molecule: messenger RNA, 1767 nt
Organism: Mercurialis annua (annual mercury)
Lineage: Eukaryota; Viridiplantae; Streptophyta; Magnoliopsida; Malpighiales; Euphorbiaceae
Product: putative RING-H2 finger protein ATL21A
Exons: 2
Coding region: 431-1546 (371 amino acids)
Molecular function (GO): polysaccharide binding
Source: RefSeq, a predicted model, not a curated record